This is a messenger RNA of Cylicocyclus nassatus, 1418 nucleotides long. The record is from the annotation of a GenBank genome assembly. Lineage: Eukaryota; Metazoa; Nematoda; Chromadorea; Rhabditida; Strongylidae.
AUGAACUUGAGUUGCCCUCAAAUAAAUGUUUUGUUUUCGAAUAUAAUUGAUGCUCAAAUCUCGGCAACUAUAAGUGUGCAGAUGCUUUGGCUACGACUGACUACUGUGUUGUUGUUGCCUGCUGUCUCUCUCCAACUUGGUAAAUCCGAUAGGAAGUUGAAACUGGAGAAGAAAGAGAAGGAGAAGCAGACUCAGAAAGAAACAGAAGUGGAAGAUUCCAUUCAACUCGUUCAUCCUCCAGCCAGCGUCACGAAGCAAAGUGUUUUGGAGAAACACGAGAACGUGGACUACACUGAGCGUAAAUUUGAAAAUGCGAUGUUAGUUUAUGUCACUCCGUGGAAUUCGAAAGGUUACGACCUUGCAAAAUGGGUAUCACAUAAACUAACACACGUGUCGCCGGUGUGGCUGCAGGUCAAGCCUCAAAGACAAGAUAUGAGCUUUACCUGUCAGAUCCUUGGAACACAUGACAUCGAUCAUGAAUGGAUGGACGACGUCCGAAAGAACAAUAGCGAUGUCAAGAUUGUACCCCGAGUGCUGUUCGAUGGAUGGCAAGUUGAAGUUCUAGCACAGUUCCUUCAGAACGAAGGAUGGAUGCGUCGCUGUGGUGACGACUUGAUAAACUUGUUAACUCGAACACAGUUUGAUGGUGCAGUAGUGGAACUUUGGGCUAACGCCAUGGUUCAAACUGGAGGAGAAGCUGUAGAGCUACUUAUCGAGAUGCUUCGCUCGUGGGGCGAUGCGUUCCACAAAAAGAACUUACAGCUCAUUGUUCCCGUUGGACCACCUUUGAACCCUGAGAAUCGUCCCACCGGAAUGUUCACGGCUGGAUUCUUCUUCACGCUAUCUGAGAAAGUUGAUUACAUCCAGCUGAUGACAUACGACUAUGCUUCAAAAGACAUGCUCGGCGUUGCACCUUAUGAUUGGGUGGAUCGUUCUUUGGCAACUGUUCUGAACAAGAUGCCUGACAUAGCUAGCCAGUUGAUGGUUGGCUUGAAUCACUACGGAUACGAAUACACUGGCAAAAACAUGCAAGCAGUGAACUUUCAACAAUACAUAGAAAACUUGAAAAAGAAGGACAGUAAGCUGGAAUGGGACUCAAAGUCCAAAGAGCACUUCAUCGCUACUGGAUCGUCAAAGAUUUACUAUCCCUCGCUCACAUCCAUUGAGAUGCGUCUUAAUAUUGCCAGAAAGCAUGGCGUUAGCGCAGCCAUCUGGGACUUCGGGCAAGGAUUGAAUUAUUUCACGCAACUUCUAUAGCUAUGUUAGAUGUUUGCGAUCAGUAUGUGUUGUGUGAUGUAUGUCAGUGGGUUUUUGUUCAAUUUCAUGUUCGGGUAUCUCUACACUUCCGAGUAUUCUCUUUUUGUGAAGAUAAAUUAUUCGAAUUACCUUUAUAGCAUCAGUCACUAGGCUGAGAUUUU